Messenger RNA from Brettanomyces nanus, 279 nucleotides. RefSeq lists its product as uncharacterized. The coding region runs from base 1 to 279 and encodes 92 amino acids. The transcript has 2 exons. The record is from RefSeq and is a predicted model, not a curated record. NCBI's taxonomy places the organism in Eukaryota, Fungi, Ascomycota, Pichiomycetes, Pichiales, Pichiaceae.
AUGUCAAAAUAUUUCACCAUUGUGUAUAUUAUUCACUACAUGGCUUCUACAAUGAGAUAUGAUUUAGCUUAUACAGCAUCUACUCUUGCUAAAUUGAAUAAGAAUACAACCGAUACUCACCAAAGAAUUGCCUUGAAAGCUAUGAUAUAUUAUGCAAUAAAACCCGACGUUGCUAUCAAAUAUCAGCAUCAUAAUAAAGAUCAGUUUGAAAAGAAAAAUAUUCUAUUAUUAAACCAGAGCAAAGAAAAUAAUUUAUCAAACUCACCUGAACCUGAUUAA